This is a messenger RNA of Ictalurus punctatus (channel catfish), 1459 nucleotides long. Its product is annotated as phospholipase A and acyltransferase 3. The record is from RefSeq and is a predicted model, not a curated record. The transcript has 5 exons. Gene Ontology annotation, cellular component: cytoplasm. Gene Ontology annotation, molecular function: A2-type glycerophospholipase activity; glycerophospholipid phospholipase A1 activity. Gene Ontology annotation, biological process: N-acylphosphatidylethanolamine metabolic process. The coding region runs from base 356 to 871 and encodes 171 amino acids. Lineage: Eukaryota; Metazoa; Chordata; Actinopteri; Siluriformes; Ictaluridae.
GUGAGUCUGUUCUGCGGUCUGCAAAACACAUCCUGGGCUGUGCCUUCACAUCAUUUGCUCCGUUUUGCCGACACGAAGAAACUGUAGCAGUACAGUGGGAGAUGAUUUAGUGUAUUGUACACUGGCUUUUAGAAAAUGUGGGUGCGACCGCUUUAAAGUCGUCCCUCUGUUUUUUCUCCCCUCCCGACAUGUCAGCUGAUCGCCGACAUUUAAAAGCACUGCUGGGUUUUUUUUGACUCGGACACAAACACAGACUCCAUUAAAGAGAAAUAACCGGGUAGAGGUUGUGAAAACGAAAGCAAAAGCAUUACCAAGGGUUUGCCUAUAGCCCAUAUAAACUUUCCUCUGCAUUACCAUGGCGCCAGGACAGUUUGAGGAGAAACCACAGCCGGGUGACUUGAUAGAAAUCUUCCGUGGGACAUAUCAGCACUGGGGCAUAUAUGUUGGAGAUGGCUACAUCAUUCACCUGGCACCACCCACUGAGUCUGCCCAAGCUGGUGCCUACAGCAUGAUGUCUGUGCUGUGUGAUAAGGCAGUGGUGAAGAAAGAGCAACUCUGGGAUGUGGCUGGCACUGACAAGUACACCAUUAACAAUCUACUGGAUAAAAAAUACGAGCCACGUCCCAUCCGUGUCAUCCUCCAGGAAGCACACAGCCUUUUGGGACAGGGGCUGCCCUACUGCGUGCUCAGUGGGAAUUGUGAGCAUUUUGUAACAGAGCUGAGAUACGGGAAGAGAGAAUCUCGUCAGGUGCGGAAAGCUGUGGAAGUAGGAGUAGCAGUUAGUGUUGGCACAUUAAUUGGUGUAGGAAUUCUUGCUGCUGCAUCAGCCUUUUUUGGCUCAAGCAACAAGGAGAAGAAUAAUAAACAGUGAAACUUGAGAUGGGGAGCAGCUGUAAAGACAAACACCAGCAGGCCUUCGGGCUGGACCUAAAUCUUCUUGCAGUAAACAGCCAACCACUAAAAGGAUCUAAAUCAGCAAACCAAUUGGAUUUUAACUAAGAACAAAAAUAUAUAUAUAUUUAGGACUUCUUAAUGCAUUGUACUGCCCCAACCCCCCAAAAGAGAAAAACAUGAGUUGGUCUCACAAAUUAGCUACAAGUGUUUAAGCAAAAACCAAUUUAGUUUACUUUAGUUUCACUUAAAACAAUUUGAUUUUGAUAAAUAAUGCUUUAAAACUAUGGUUUAGGGUAUAUUAUGGUAUACAAAAUGUUAAACUUUAAUAAUUUAGUUCAAGAAUUUAAGGCGAGCUACAGGUCCAAGUAAUUUCUAAUAAAUCCUACCAUCAUCAGACAUCUAGAAGUCAGGUCUACAAGACGCUAUUUCAAAAACCAAACUGACCCUUAUUUCUGAUGAGCUACUAAUUUGUAUCAUGAUCAAGUUUAUAUGUUGGUGCCAAUUCACUAUCGAAUGUCCAACUGUGCUUUAACAUGUCUGAAUAAAGUUGGUUAUGUUUCAUUUA